Messenger RNA from Raphanus sativus (radish), 978 nucleotides. RefSeq names its product protein RER1A. The coding region runs from base 160 to 735 and encodes 191 amino acids. The transcript has 4 exons. Gene Ontology annotation, biological process: retrograde vesicle-mediated transport, Golgi to endoplasmic reticulum; protein retention in ER lumen. Gene Ontology annotation, cellular component: Golgi membrane. The record is from RefSeq and is a predicted model, not a curated record. NCBI's taxonomy places the organism in Eukaryota, Viridiplantae, Streptophyta, Magnoliopsida, Brassicales, Brassicaceae.
GAGUAUUUAGAAAAUGUUGGGGGGGGGGUCAAAUCAGAUAAAAGUAACUUUGAGGAAACAUGAAAGAAUAAUAAAAGCAGGAUCAAAUCGUUUUGGUCAGAUCUGCUCGGUUCUGUGGAUAGAGAAGCAAUCAGCUCUUUUUCAUCAUCAUCUUCCGUUAUGGACGUUGGCGGAGGUGAAAGUGUGGCAACGCCAGUUCAACAGAAAGCACAUGAGGCCUGGAGGAUUUACCAACACUACCUUGACAAGACUACUCCUCUUCCCACUUACAGGUGGAUUGGUACUGCUCUUGUUGCCCUUUCCUACUGUUUGAGGGUCUACUACCUUCAGGGCUUCUACAUCAUCGCCUAUGGUCUUGGUAUCUACCUUCUCAAUCUCCUCAUUGGCUUCUUGUCCCCUCUUGUUGAUCCUGAGGCUUCUGGUGGGGCCUCUGAUGGUCCUUCUCUUCCUACCAGAGGUUCUGAUGAGUUCAAGCCUUUUAUCCGCCGUCUCCCUGAGUUCAAGUUCUGGUAUUCAAUGACAAAGGCCUUCUGCAUUGCGUUUGUGAUGACUUUCUUCUCGGUGUUUGACGUUCCUGUCUUCUGGCCUAUCCUGCUUUGCUAUUGGAUCGUUCUCUUUUUUCUCACCAUGAGACGCCAGAUCUCUCACAUGAUCAAGUACAAGUACAUCCCUUUCAGCUUCGGCAAACAGAAAUAUGGUGGACGGAGUAGCAGCAGCGGCUCACGUGCGGACUGAUCUGAUGACCCUUGUUGUUAGAAAAAUCAUUUUGGACUAUUUUUUUUCCAUUGACGGACAGAUCUAUGCAGCUACAGCCUACAGGUAAGAAUUAGAUGGGUAAACACAAGAAAAUGAGAAAACAGGAUGAGAUUCGAAUUUGUUCUUAUUUUAGCUCGGAGAAAAAUUGGUCCUUGUAUGUAUUACUACUAUUUGUUUUGUUGCUUUACUUCAAAUAAUUCUACGAAUGAAUUUGGCUUCAAA